UUUGGCUGGUUUACAAAUUCAAAGCCAUCUGCACCAUUUUAUGGAAAACAAUCAGUUAUAAAGAAACCCGACCGUCCGCCAAUUUCAAUAAAGCAAAAUAUCCCAAUUUUCAAUUUUGUCCAAAGAAGCAAGUGUUUAUAAAGAAAUGGCAAACGCAUACGACUUCAUUCGCGCAGCAGCUCUAGUUAUUGGCUUAGGCUUUUCUGCUCAGCAAGAUAGAAAGUCAUGGAUUUGGGGAGAUUCUGUUUUAUGGGGUGCCUAUGCCUUGGGACUUUUCCUGUUCCCAGGAUUAUUGUUUCCUGGCAAUGAAAGUGCAAUGAUGUCGUACAUUACUCGUUUGAUUGCCUCUGUUGUUAUUGGAAUGGAAACAAUGUGGUAUUUAACCAGGAAAACAAGAGAUGAAAAUGUUGUUGGAGCCACUCUUUGGUCAAGACUUAUUAGCAGCCUGCUUGUCCUUAUCUUCUUGACAUACAGCUACUUUCAGCAUGGCAGCAAAUUCCCAGAGAAGACACUGUAUUUUGAUAUGUUGGCGUACACCAUGUUGCUUUUAACAACAGUGUACCAGUUCUGGCGUGGAGAGUACCGUGUGGGAGGUAGAGAACAGAAAGGCAAUGUCAGUACACUGUUGAGAAUCCUCUUCUUCAUCAUGUUUAUGUCAGGACUUGUGGACAUGACUUUCCCAUCAUGGGUUAUACCGUUUAAGAAGUUGGACGCAAUGGAAUCACUAGCAGUGAGAUGUGGGGGAGCUUUGAUGUUUGGUCACUCAUUCACAGCAUUGUAUGCACCAAGCUUUAGAUAUGACGAUGACAGAAGUGCCUUCUUCCUUUCUAGUGUUAUAUCCACUGGGUUCAUGUUCAUCAGUCUAAACCUAGCCUACUUUGUUGAUGGACUCUUCAAUCCUAGAGAAACCCUCGUUAUGCAUUCGUUCCUGCUACCGAUGUUCAUCUUGAUCCUCGGCCUGUAUUUGCUAUGGAAGAAGGACUCGGGGAACCAGUCAGACUAUAAUCUCAGAUCCAAAUCUCAGUAAAAUGGUACUGGGUACCAGUCAGGGAUUUGAUAAUGUCAAUUUUAUUUUACUUGAAAAAGGUGGUUGACUGCUUCAAAGUUUAAUAUUACUUCCAUUGAUUGUCUGAAUUAUUUUUUUCAAGUGAUGUUUUAUGAAGUUAAGAUUAGACUUAAAUUUCAAUGGAAGAGCUUUAAAUGUUAUUACCAUUUGAAGAAUGUUGGAAGCUAUAUCAUAUCAAAAAGCAACAAAAGAUGUCACUGGUUGACUCUGAUUGUAUUUUUUUCUGUUGAGUAGGAACUGGAAAUAUAUACAAACAUAUUGUCAUGUGUUUUCAUGGAUCUUAACAGAAAUCUUGAUCUCAAGUAAAAUAAAUUUGAUAGGUUAUGCUUUAAAAUGAUACUCUCAUGACAUAAGUGGAAUGUGUGCCUUAUUUAAUUGAUUCUUGAUGUAAGAAUGUGCACAGAAUCGGACAGAAGAAUUGCUGAAGUGGAAGACUCUCAUGAAAAAGGCAGCUUAGAUGGAAAUUCAGGGUUAUAGAACUAGUGCUUCCAUAGAUGUUAAACUCACUGAUUUAUCUAGCAGGAAAAAUAAUACAUCUGAUUAUAUCUAGGACUAGGAUCUACAAGAAAAUUUUGUUUUUGUGACUUGUGUUGUAUUGUUUACUUCUAAAUAAAUUAAAGGCACUGACCUCAAUAUUUUGGCUAAAAAAUUAUCUUUCUUAUCAUUGAAGUUUAGUCAUAUUAUGAACAUUAGAAUAUGAAUUUUUCUUUCUAAACAAUUUUAAAAAUGCCAAAUCAAGAAAAAAAGAUGACCGCGUCGGGAAUCUAACCCAGACCGCCACGGCAAUAAAGAAGUUUUCAGCUGUCGUUACCAAUACUGCUAUGGAGGAUUUAGUGUUAAAUGUGAGUUGAAUAUUGAGGCAAUUUACCUUGAGUAAAGCGUUACACACACUUUUCAAUUUUCACCAUAAAAAGUAAUAAAAAGAAAUUAUUCUUCUGUGUUUCCGUACAUAUAGUCUCUCAGUAAUAAAGUUUCAAAGCAUUUUUACAAAAUACAGCAUUAAUUUCCAGAUAUCUAAAAAAAUCUGCUUUUUUGUAUUUCGAAAGAUCUGGAGGCCAGUGCCUUUAAAGAGAAUAUUCAACCUCUGAUUUGAUGCAAUCUCAGAUUUUAUUAGAAUCUUAUUACUGUGAAAGUCUUUAUUGAAUGAGGUGGUAGUAUUAAAACAAAAAUAGUUUUGUUUUCAGGUAAUAGGGAAUUUAGAGUCAUGUACAUAUGUACAUAUACAUUUGUGUGCAUUAGUGUACUGUGUCAUAAUAUAUAAUUUUUAGGUAUAUGCGGUUUUAAUAAUUAGACAAUUUUAAAACAAGGCAGCAACAAACAUUACGCAAUUUUUAUGUACAUUUUGUAUUUUUUUACAUGUAAAUAAAUAUUUCAAAUUGUAGGAAGUAGUUAUCAUUGUGCAUGUAUGUGAUGUAUAUUUGUUAAGACUAAUAAUUUUCAACACAGUUAAAAGCAGUUCCUCCACCGAUUAAUGUGUUUUUUUAUGUAAAAUUAAGGAAACAUUCACUCUACCAGGGUAUAGUUUAACAGUUUAACAGUUUGACCUGACCAUGGCUGCAGUGAAAAAAUUUGUGGAAGGUACAUCCAUGGUAUAUCAUAGUCAUGAAUGUAGAAAAUUGCAAAUUUAUGAGCUUACUUGAAGAAAGAAUGAGUGAAAAAAAAUGAAGAAUAGGGCUGUAAAUAGUAUUUAAAUGUUUUGCAAAAAAUUUAUAUGUGGUUACUUUGAGAAUCUCUCCUCAGGCUAACAGUAUAGACCUGUUGGUCCUCUAUCAAUUCUGCAAGCUUAAUAGUGUUACUGUAAGAUAUCCCCUUAAAACUUAAUCUAAUACCAAAAUUCUGUUCAUUUCAACUCUCAAUAAUUGUUAGGAAUUAUUGAAAUCCUGUAAAUAUUAUUAAUUUUAUAAAUUUUGAUAAAUUAUCAGCGUUUUAUGUUGAGAUAUUUUGACGUUACACUGUAGAUGAGCUGCUUUAACAUACAGGAUUUUCAUUGACCAUUCUUUCCUAUCAUGCUUUCCAUUUGCUCUGUACACAGGACCAAAUCAUACCAGUUUGCACAAAUCGCUCUAGAUUUAUUGCAAUAUUCCUUGUCUUAAUAUAUAUUUACAUCAACUGUAUAUUUUGUGUAAAAAGAAUAAAAGUGUUUUUUUUUUUUAUAAAAAAGCAACACUGGUGCAAAAAUGUCAAGUGUGACCGUUUCUGUCAGAUUGCAUGUGCAAAAGAAUCGUAAUCAUAAAAUAUAUCGUUGACAUACAUUUUAGACAGUUUUAAAUAAACGUAAUGUUAAAAUAUGGUAUAUAAUUCUAUCACGACUAGCAAAUAACCUACAUACAUGUAGAGCAAAAUUUAUCUCUGGUUAUUCUGCAAUAAACCACUCACGUGCAAUGACCUCAUGCGUUCCAGGUGCGUAGCACAAUUGUUAAAAGUAGCUACCAUUUUUUCUAACACUGUUGAUACUAGUAUGUCGUGUUAGAAUCGAAAUAACAAGUUCCCAAGUGUGGUUUAUCUUAGAAUAACCCGAGUUUUUCGUUCUUAUGCGAAACAGUAUAUCACUCGGGCCUACGGCCUUCGUGAUAUAUUCUUACACACAAGAACAAAACAUGGGUUAUUCUACAAUAAACUACACUUGGAAACUUUUUAUUUCUUAAGUAAACAAGCCUGUUUAAUGGUGGUAUUUUGUGCAAAAAUUCAUUUGUCAACAAGUGUUUGCAAGAGACAUUUUUACAAAUAAAUUUUUUAACAAACUUUGUGGGGCCUCAUUUUUUCCCCAAAAUGUGCCCAAUCUGAUUUAUAGAAUAAAUGUUAAUGUAUAAAUUAUGUUUAUACUGAUUCUUUCAUUCUUAUAAACUAAAAUAGAAUUACUAAUGUUUGAAAGAUGUGUGUUUAAAAAUUUACUCCUAUACAUCCUGAUUGAACUUAUUUACUUGCGUAUGAAAGUAUAUUUGUGACUCAUUAGAAAUAAAUCUCGAUAUAUACUGUA
Messenger RNA from Mercenaria mercenaria, 4043 nucleotides. RefSeq lists its product as uncharacterized. The transcript has 6 exons. The record is from RefSeq and is a predicted model, not a curated record. The coding region runs from base 146 to 1027 and encodes 293 amino acids. Lineage: Eukaryota; Metazoa; Mollusca; Bivalvia; Venerida; Veneridae.